AUGGUAAACGUCAAAAAAGGAGUCUUGGUACGAUGUGACCCUGCAAUGCGUCAACUGCUCGUACAUCUCGACGAAUCCCGCGCAUUAGGAUCAAAAUUUGUAGUGAAGGAGUUAGAUGAGACGCACAUUGUUGUAGAUAAGGACAUUAUACCCAUUUUAGAACAAAAACUCGACCAGUUGAUGGAAUCACUUUCGCCUGAUCUUAGCGACAAGUAA
Thelazia callipaeda (thelaziosis nematode) is the source of this 216-nucleotide messenger RNA. Lineage: Eukaryota; Metazoa; Nematoda; Chromadorea; Rhabditida; Thelaziidae. The record is from the annotation of a GenBank genome assembly.